CCAGAAAGCAAAGUGGACACCAGAUUCAGAGAAGAGCUAGGAUGAAUCCACGAGACACUUCUUCACCACUGUGUGCCAGUGAAUCCGACUGUCCAAAGCGUGUUUAUGGAGGUUGCUAUCGGCAACACGCAGAUUUCUUUGUUUUUGUUUCCAUCACCUUGACUCUCUUUGUCACGAUACCACCUCGCGCACAGCGCCUAGGUCGCAAGAGUCUUGCACUCGUCAAGUAUCCUGAUCUUACUUGUACUGUCGUCAAAGCAGAGGACGUCGUGUUUGUUGUUAUGGGAAUAAGCAGGUAAGGCCGUCGAAGGAUCGUGCCCUCUUUGCCCUACGUAAUUCAGGAUUAGGCCAAGGGCGUCAAACAAUCUUGGCGGCGUUGGCGUUCGUCAGAUUUCGUUUGAGUGAAGUCGUUCUGUCGCUGUCGCAUGUCAGAAAGAAGAGCGAGAAUGUCAAGUUUCGGAGUUCGGUCUCCGUAACGCGCAGGAGAAGGCUGUUUCGUUUUGUUUGUCGGAAUGAGACCAGGGUGUCUUCAGCUUGCGUGAAGCCGUACUAGCCGUGGUAUGCACGUUGCACAAUGGGUGUCAAUAAGAUUGGCCGAACACAGGCGCAUUCCUCGGCACGGCGUCCUCGCCGCUGAAGGUUGUCGCGACCUCCGAAGACAGCGAGUUGCUGCUGCGUAUCUCAGAAAGAACGUUGCACCUCUCCUUUGAAGCCACGCAUGCCUCAUUUCACGGGGAUUUGCCAGUCAGGAGUGCGGAUCAAACAGCUGCCGCUUCAGCUUUCGUUUCUUCGUGCAG
Aureobasidium pullulans EXF-150 is the source of this 797-nucleotide messenger RNA. RefSeq lists its product as uncharacterized. NCBI's taxonomy places the organism in Eukaryota, Fungi, Ascomycota, Dothideomycetes, Dothideales, Saccotheciaceae. The record is from RefSeq and is a predicted model, not a curated record. The transcript has a single exon. The coding region runs from base 42 to 299 and encodes 85 amino acids.